This is a messenger RNA of Centruroides sculpturatus (bark scorpion), 2400 nucleotides long. RefSeq names its product transmembrane and TPR repeat-containing protein 3-like. Gene Ontology annotation, cellular component: endoplasmic reticulum. Gene Ontology annotation, biological process: protein O-linked glycosylation via mannose. The record is from RefSeq and is a predicted model, not a curated record. Gene Ontology annotation, molecular function: protein binding; mannosyltransferase activity. The annotation marks the transcript as partial. Lineage: Eukaryota; Metazoa; Arthropoda; Arachnida; Scorpiones; Buthidae. The transcript has 13 exons.
AUUGGCCAUUCCUGAUCAGCUGCUUGCUACUCGUCGUCUUAGCAACUCUGAGCAAGGAACAAGGAAUAACUGUGAUCGGGGUCUGUUUUAUUUACGAACUUUUAAUACUUCAUAAGGGACGUAUAUGGGAGGUCGUGUAUGUCGGUCAAUGGACGAGCAAAUCGCCACUUCCUGUAUGGUUACGAGAGAUGUUUCUUCGCCUGUUCGCUCUGAUUUUAGCAGCCGUAUCUCUACUAAUAGCAAGAGUUAGAUUGAUGGGAUCUCAGUUACCCGUCUUCACAAAAUUUGACAAUCCCGCCGCUGUGUCGGAUACUCCAACGAGACAGCUUACCUAUAAUUAUUUAUUGCCUGUUAAUGUUUGGCUACUUCUGUUUCCCUGUGAUCUUUGCUGUGAUUGGACAAUGGGGACCAUUCCACUCGUGGAUUCUUUUCUGGAUCCGAGAAAUUUAGCAACCGUAGCUUUAUAUUUUGCAAUAAGUGCACUGAUAAGGAGCAGCGUGGUUUCGGAAGCGGAAGGACAUUAUUCUGUAGUGAUAAUGAGUCUUUCUCUGAUGAUGUUUCCGUUUCUACCUGCUUCCAAUUUGUUUUUUCCUGUGGGUUUCGUAGUUGCAGAAAGAGUUCUAUAUACACCUAGUAUGGGGUUCUGUUUACUUGUAGCAUAUGGAUGGCAACUUCUUUAUAAAAGGAGAAGAUGGAAGUUAAUCGUGUGGAGUGGAGUUUUGGGUCUUCUUUUCAUCCACACGCUGAAGAGUGUCCAUCGGAACAGCGAUUGGAAAUCGGAGUAUACAAUUUUCAUGGCUGGAUUGAGAGUUAACGAUCGCAAUGCUAAGCUAUACAACAACGUUGGUCAUGCGUUAGAAAAUAGAGGAGACUAUCAAAAAGCUCUGGAAUAUUUCAGGAAAGCUUCCGAAGUUCAACCGGAUGAUAUAGGAGCGCAUAUUAAUGUUGGAAGGACUUUAAACAACAUGAGAAUGUAUCAAGAAGCGGAAGAAGCAUUUUGGAAGGCAAAAAACUUGCUUCCUCGACCUCGUCCAGGUGAACAGUACCAAGCCCGUGUGGCUCCGAGUCAUCUGAACGUUUUUCUAAAUCUAGGAAAUUUGAUAUCUAGGAAUGAUACCAGACUAGAAGAAGCCGAUUCGGUGAGAAUUCUUUGUUCUUUUCACUCGGAUAAACUUUUAAGACGCUUAAACGUGUUGAACGUAUUACUACAGAAGGGAAAAGCUAGUGAAAGGGUGUAUUUCAAUCUAGGGAUGUUAGCCAUGGACAAUCGUGAUGUCAGUGAAGCCGAGAAGUGUUUUCGUAAAGCUAUUGAGUUACGUGACGAUUUUAGAAGUGCCCUUUUUAACUUGGCGUUACUUCUUUCCGAUGCUCACCGUCCUUUCGAAGCUGUGCCUGUUCUAAAGCAAUUGUUAAAAAAUCAUCCCGAUCAUGUAAAAGGUCUUAUACUCUUGGGAGACAUAUACAUUAAUCAUGUUCGCAAUUUGGACGCUGCUAAACAGUGUUACGAAGAUAUUUUAUCGUUGGAACCUUCCAAUAUUCAAGCGUUACAUAAUUUAUGUGUGGUGUACGUGGAACGUGGACUUUUAUUAGAAGCCGAAUCGUGUCUGAAGAAAGCAGUGAGUAUAGCUCCACACGAAGAAUACGUCCAACGUCAUCUAAAAAUCGUUAAAGAUCGUCUAAAACAGCAAGAAGAUAAACAAUCGCUAAAUGGACGAAACAGCAGUUAUUCUAGCAAAUUUUCGCUAUUAAAUUAAUAUAUAUAAAUAUACCAAUCGUUCGAGUGACGAGUGACAGAAUCAUCAAAGAAGUUCCUAGAAAUGAUUGAUUAUUGGUGCUAUCUGGUCCUUCACGGGAUACCUAAUAAACAUCUAUGCUAUGUACUAAUUAAGUAGUAAUAUCCGUGUACAUACAGUAAAUAGGACCAUUAUUUUUAUAUGUGCACCUUUUCUGUUUAACAGCGAGGUGUAAUCAUUGGUGUUUGUGACGAAGACAAUUCGAUUAUUUUCUGUGAUAAACGGAAUUUAGAAUACAUUAUAAUGUAUUAUUUUACCUUUUUUCUUAGUUUCAGGUAUGUACAUGUUUAUAAUUUACAUAUUAUUUGCUAUAUAUAAUAACAAGAGCGCGAUUAUGUUGUGUAAAUGUUCAAUUCCUCAACAGUUCUACGGAAUAGAGUUCUAUUUUUAUUGUAUAUUCAUUAGUUUGCGUAUACCAAAGAUAUCAUGUAAUGUGUUCUUAGUUAUGGGCAUAUCAGUAUAAUUACAUCCUGUGAUCAAUAAAUUACAGUUCAAUUUUUUAAAAAAUUAACGAAUAUUUUAAUCUUUUAAAAUCGUAUCCAUACAAAGUCAAGAACAAUAUAAAAGAACAAUAAAGACGGCUGAGAGGAUUUGCGGGCAUUCAAAA